Aspergillus viridinutans is the source of this 747-nucleotide messenger RNA. RefSeq lists its product as uncharacterized. NCBI's taxonomy places the organism in Eukaryota, Fungi, Ascomycota, Eurotiomycetes, Eurotiales, Aspergillaceae. The transcript is spliced from 3 exons. The coding region runs from base 1 to 747 and encodes 248 amino acids. The record is from RefSeq and is a predicted model, not a curated record. Gene Ontology annotation, biological process: regulation of synaptonemal complex assembly.
AUGUAUCUCCUCGCCGAGUUCGUCAAAUCCAACAAAUUGAUAGCCGAUGCCCGUGGUCAUACUCCGUCUUCUGCCAAGGCCUACGAGCAAAUCCGCCAAUCCGUUCAGCGCUUCGAAACCCACGUUAAAACUCAUCUUGAUACAUACAACACCAUACACGAACGAGAGGCAUGGAUGCAUAAGCACCGCCUCCUGAUCGCCUUGGACCUCGAGGCAGCCAUCAAUCUCAAACAAUGGAACGACAUCCCCAACAUACUCGAGAGAGCCAGCACGAUCCUCGACGACCACCUCUGCUCAGUAUUCCUAGACUGCAUCCUCCGCUCUGGGGCGCCAGCUCCCAACAUCGCACAGGUCGUCAAGGAUAUGAUCUGCAUCUUCCACUCCUCACCCUCCCCAUCCUUCAGUGCUGGGGCCUUCCACCAGAAACUCCCCCGGUAUCUGCGUUGCCUGUUUCAAAUGGCCGUAGAGGCGAAAGACUACUCGUUGGCAGAGUCAGUCCAUCAGCAAGCUAUCGUCCUAGCUCGCGAUGGCUCAGCAGACGCAGACUUGCCGUUUAUAUACCCGAGCGACGAGCUCAAAUGGCUCGCAACAAUGGCUUUUAAUAGAGCGGUCGAUUUAUAUCUUGCCUCGGCUGAUGAGGACUGUCGAAGAUGGGGGGAGAUUGCGUUUACACUGGCUGGUUUCGUAAAGGAUGAUGGUGGUGCGCUGUUAAGAAUGCUGCGGCAGAACUACGCCAAACUUAUGUGA